AUUCGUUCAUAAGACAAAAAAUGUACAUUAUCAACAAACCAAAAAAAGAAAAAGACGAUUCAUUUGAACAAUAGUCGUUUGUUAUAAUUCAAUGAUCAAACAUCAUCAUGCAACAUUUUCUAGUUGGAUAUACAAAUCAUCCACCAUUCGUUCGGCCACAUCUUGAAAAUAAACAAAAUGAUAUUUGGAUUGUUCGUGGUGGUGCUGAUUAUCAUUUGAUCAAUGUAUUAAGUCGUAAAUAUAAUUUUACCUAUGAAUUUAUUUAUAUGCAUAAUCAAUAUGAAUUACUUAUGAAUGAUUUUGAUCAUAAUACUAUUGAUCCAUCAAUACGUCUUAGUUUGAAUGAUAAUAAGACAAUCGAUAUUGGUAUCGGUGGUUGGACAUUAACAUAUGAAAGAUCAAAAAAUGUUGAACAUCUUUAUCCAUAUCUAGUGGAACAAACAUCAAUAAUGACUGCUGUACCAGAAUAUCAUCAACCAAAUCCCGGGCAAUUAUUCGAACCAUUUGAUUCAUUCAUAUGGUUAGGUGUUUUUGGUUCACUUAUUCUAUUCUUUUUAUUGGGUCGUUUUGGUCAAUGUUUUAAAAAAUCAAAUUCAAAGAAUUUUAAUUUAUUCUGGAUACAGAUACAGGUUUUAUUUCGUCAACCAGUACAUCAUUUAUGGUUUCGUGAACCAUAUGAAACAAAUGAUCGUUUAUUAAUAUUAUCAAUUUGGAUGUUUAUCGUUAUGAUAUUAAGUAGUGCAUAUGGUGGUUGUUUAUUUUCAAUAAUGACAAUACCACAUCAUAAUAAUAUCGAUACAAUCGAUGAAUUGGUUGAACAAUGUAAUCAAAAUCGUAUAAUAGUAUUGGUUGAAAAUGGUACAGCAUCAAUGAUUGAAAUUCAAACAAGUCAACGAUCAUUGAUGACCAUUCUAAAUAAACAUUUACAAGUUGUACAAUAUCAACUUUGGGCAGCUGAAAUGAUAUUGAAUGCAAGUAUGGAAAAUGAUAAUGGUAAUGAUCAUCAUAAUCAACGAUAUGCAUUCAUUCAACAAUAUACAAUGCUGAAACAUUUACAAAUGAUAUAUGGUCGACAUCGUUUAUAUCUACCGAAAUCAAAUAAUGAUCAUUCAUCAUUAAUCAAAACAUUAAAUGUAAUAUUAUUACGAAAAUCAUUUCCAUUAGCAAGAGAAUUUGAUAAAAUUAAUUCACGUUUAUUCAAUGCUGGUUUAUAUCAAUUAUGGUUGGAAAGAGAAUUUCUGCAAAACAAAUCCAUAAGUCAAUCGAUUGUUGAUUCAGUUUCAUUGGAUAAUAAUAAUAAUAGUACUGAAAAUUCUGAAAUAGAAGAAAAAGAAAAAUCUUAUGAAAUAACAGGUGAAACAUAUACAAAUGAAUAUUAUCAUAAUCGUCGUAUUCAAACAUUAAGUUUGGAACAAUUAACCAUUUUCUUUUAUCUAUAUCUAUGUUUAAUAUUUGUUUGUUUGUUAAUAUUUUUUGUUGAAUGUAUUUGGUUAUUGUAAUUCUAGUUUUAAAUCAUCAAAUUUCAGGUACAUAAAUUUUGUACAUUAUUUUCCAAAG
This is a messenger RNA of Dermatophagoides pteronyssinus (European house dust mite), 1557 nucleotides long. RefSeq lists its product as uncharacterized. The record is from RefSeq and is a predicted model, not a curated record. Lineage: Eukaryota; Metazoa; Arthropoda; Arachnida; Sarcoptiformes; Pyroglyphidae. Gene Ontology annotation, cellular component: membrane. Gene Ontology annotation, molecular function: ligand-gated monoatomic ion channel activity.